CUCUGGAGCAUCUUUUACACAGAAAAUACUGAAGAAGGUUCCCUGCUCCCUAGUCGGUAAAGCACCAGAAAAUAAGCAUCUGAGAAACCCUGGGAUAAACAAACACAGGUAAGGAAGGAACAGAGUGUCUUGGCGAUGAUGUCUGUUGAAGGACAUGACUUUGCGGGAGCCAUUUUCAUUAUCUGGGCAAUGUGGUGGGCUGUGAUAAACGCCAUGAAGCUCUUCAGCCAGAAACCGACGACUUAUCCCCCAAAACUGCUACGUCCUCAACUUGUGGAAAAUGUGGUCUGCAUCAUCCUUGCUCUCACUGGAUUGCUAUUUCAGCAGUUUGCACAGGGAGGCCCUGGCCUGCAUCUCUACGAUGAGAAGAAUCACCAGUGGGUGGAUCUUAAGAGCUGGCACCAUUCAACAGUAUUCCUGUUCUUCUUGGUCAGCAGUAUCGUUGGUGCACUUACACACUGUCCACUAAGGCUCCCCUUGGGGCUGGAUCGCCUGUUGCUUUCCGUGGCUAUGUUCAAUGAAGGGAUGUUGAUAAAUUCCCACCGCACAGCGCCAAUGGGGACUCUUCAGGAUCGGCACAUCCACUCUAUCUUACUCAUCCCCAUAUUCAGCGCUGCCAUCUGCCUGCUGCUCGAAGUGCAUUUUAGGGAUUACCCCAUCCUGGUAUUACUCAGGAUCUCCAUGUUCCUGACUCAAGGAACGUGGUUCUGUCAGAUUAGAUUUCUAUCGCGCUCACCAUGGGGCACACCCAUUUGGGAUCCAAAUGACCCUGGAACCGCCAUGUUCCUCACCUUAUGCUUCUCCUGGCACUACCUAGUUAACAUUUUCCUCCUCUCCAUCAUCUAUGGCACCGUGUACUGCUUUCUAAACAGGAAAAGAAAAAACAAAGGCACAAAUUUUGAAACUGAACCACUUAAACAAGACUGCGGAGCCUACACGCUUCUUCCCAAUGAAUGUAGUGAAGACUAAAAGGGAUACAGAUCCUGUGUUUUAAGUAUGAUUGAAGAAAUCCGAGAGGGGGGAAAAAAUUAUACUGAAGAGAACUGUACCAUAAUACAUCAGUCAACUAGUUAGGGGACUGUGGCAUAAGAACAGGUGUCAUAUCUGAUAAAGUAUCAAGUAUUAAUUUUGGUAAGGGCAAAA
Gekko japonicus is the source of this 1143-nucleotide messenger RNA. RefSeq names its product transmembrane protein 45B-like. The transcript has 6 exons. NCBI's taxonomy places the organism in Eukaryota, Metazoa, Chordata, Lepidosauria, Squamata, Gekkonidae. The record is from RefSeq and is a predicted model, not a curated record. The coding region runs from base 136 to 969 and encodes 277 amino acids.